AUGGGAAAGGGCACAGAUAAGCUGUACAUCACUCACAGCGAGUGGGCAUCCGACACUGCCUUCUCUGCCAGCGCUGGAGCCGGCGUAAACAAGGGCAGCGUUCCUGGUGCAUUCAAACGACUUCCUUACAACUUCUGCGCCUUGUCACUACAGCCCUUUGAGCACCCAGUCUGCACAUCUGACGGAACCAUCUUCGACCUCACAAACAUCCUCCCAUGGCUGAAGAAGCACGGCACAAACCCCGUCGAUGGCGCUCCCCUGAAGUCGACCGACCUGAUCAAGCUCAACUUUGCGAAGAACGACGAUGGCGAAUACGUUGACCCCGUCACCUACAAAGUCUUCACCGACAACACCCACAUUGUCGCCCUCAAGAAUUCGGGCAAUGUCUUUGCAUGGGAUACCGUCGAGCGUCUGAACAUCAAGGCCAAGAACUGGAAGGAUCUGGUCAGCGAUCAAGACUUCAGCAGGAAGGACAUCAUCACCCUCCAGGAUCCACAGAACAUCGAGUCCAGAGAUUUGAGUUCCUUCAAGUACAUUCAAGAUGGUGCAAGUACCUUGACGCCAGAGCAAGAGGCUGAAAGGAACGCCAGCGUCAACACCGGCGCAUUGGGAAAUGCUGCAAAGAUACUCAAGGCCAAGGAAGCCGUCGCAAAAGCAAGAGCCGAGAGACAAAGUGCUGCCCAAGGAAAUUCGUUACAAAGAGCAAUGGCCGAAGCAAAAAAGUCGAGUACCCCCACAAAAGCUUCGAAGCCUGUGCCAUACAAUGCUGCCCAGUACACGACAGGAAAGGCUGCAGCUUCCUUCACAAGUACUGGUAUAUCGGUUCACACUGGCAACGAGCGGGCAUUGUUAUCUGACGAAGACUACAUGCUGAAGCCUAAACGCGUAAAGCACAAGGGUUACGCUCGUCUUCAAACCAAUCACGGCGACAUCAAUGUCGAGCUGCAUACCGACCUUGCUCCUAAAGCAGUCUGGAACUUUGUCCGUCUAGCACAAAAAGGCUACUACAAGAACAUUCCCUUCCACCGGAACAUCCGAAACUUCAUGAUCCAAGGUGGUGACCCCACCGGAACAGGUCGAGGCGGCCAGUCAAUCUGGGGCAAAAACUUUGCAGACGAAACAGAGAACUCUCUCGUCCACGACUCUCGAGGUAUUCUCUCGAUGGCCAACAAAGGAAAAGACACAAACUCGUCCCAAUUCUUCAUCACAUAUCGUGCUGUCCCACAUCUCAACAAGAAACACACCAUCUUCGGCAGAGUGGUCGGUGGCAACGACUCAUUAUCGCGCCUUGAAGCUGUCAAGACAGAUGAAGGCAACCGGCCUAUCGAUGACUGUAUCCUCGAAGAUGUUGUUGUCUUUGUCGAUCCCUUCGAGGAGUUCCAGAAAGAACGCGCCGAGACUGAGAAUGCACAAAGAGCGAAGGAAGAGAUCCAACGUCAAGGCGGCACAGAAGAUGACAAGACUACCUGGACUGGCAAGCGUAUCAGAGGAGACGGAAAGGUCGAGGACAGUACACCUGCUGGAGUAGGCAAGUAUUUGAAGACAACUCCUGCGCCGCCAGUCGAAGAAGAUGAGAUUGUGGGUGGGUGGGAUGAGCCCGAGCCACCGAAAAAGAAGGCCAAGUCUGGUGGGUUUGGUAAUUUUGAUAGUUGGUAA
Messenger RNA from Aureobasidium namibiae CBS 147.97, 1656 nucleotides. RefSeq names its product peptidyl-prolyl cis-trans isomerase-like protein-like 2. The record is from RefSeq and is a predicted model, not a curated record. The transcript has 3 exons. Gene Ontology annotation, molecular function: ubiquitin-ubiquitin ligase activity; peptidyl-prolyl cis-trans isomerase activity. Bases 1 to 1656 code for a protein of 551 amino acids. Gene Ontology annotation, biological process: protein polyubiquitination; protein peptidyl-prolyl isomerization. Lineage: Eukaryota; Fungi; Ascomycota; Dothideomycetes; Dothideales; Saccotheciaceae. Gene Ontology annotation, cellular component: catalytic step 2 spliceosome.